This is a messenger RNA of Parasteatoda tepidariorum (common house spider), 1952 nucleotides long. RefSeq lists its product as uncharacterized. NCBI's taxonomy places the organism in Eukaryota, Metazoa, Arthropoda, Arachnida, Araneae, Theridiidae. Gene Ontology annotation, biological process: protein modification by small protein removal. The record is from RefSeq and is a predicted model, not a curated record. Gene Ontology annotation, molecular function: peptidase activity.
UCGCUUCUUGUUUUCGGAUGGGAAGAAGGAUGAUACCUCUCCACAAGAGGGCGUCGUCCCGUGGCGAAAAUCAGGAGUUUUGACGCCGGUAAUGAUUUGCUAGAAUCAGAAUCAUCAUGGACAACGCUGGAGAACUGGAUCGUCCGGACUUGGCGGCGGAAACGAGCUUUGACGUCCUGCUUUAUAUAUACGACCUGUCCAAAGAACUCGCCAAGUCUUUCAAAAAAAUACUUAAAGGUAAACCACUUCCUGGAAUUUGGCAUACUGGAUUAGUAGCUUAUGGAAGAGAAUACUAUUUCUGCUCAACUGGCAUAGAAAGCUGUAGGCCGGGAGAAACUAUUUUAGGAGAGCCAGAUCAAAUAUUAACAUUAGGGAAAACUGAGCUGCCUUAUAGUGUAUUUCUAGAAUACAUCUUUGCACUUGGAGAAAGUACAUACAGGCCCGGAUCCUAUCACUUGUUGGAGCAUAAUUGCAACACCUUCAGCCAGGAAGUUUGUCAAUUUGUGAUUGGCUGUUCCAUUCCAUCCGAAAUAAGAGAACUGCCGCAAGAAAUUUCUCAAAAUAAGAAUUUAAGCAGUGCUCUCAAAGAAUACUUUCACAAGCUAAGCUUGAGAGCUGAAGGCUCUCGAGGUAUCAGCUUUGGUCUAACUGGCCGAGUCGCUGAAGAACAAAGAAACGGUCACUCAAACCCAGAACCUAAACCUCAUAACGGUGCACGAAGAAAAAAAUCCAACGCCAUGUCUUCAAGUAAACAAGAUCAAUCGACUUCUGGUCAACAGCCGAUGGUCAAUGGGAAACAGACUGAGGCAGCCGAAGGGUCAUCGCAAAAAUCCCAAAAAUCACAGAAGCAAGAAUCACCCUCCCAACAAGCUCAGACGCCAACUGAAGUUCCAAAACAGCCAGAGACAGUUGAAGCAGUGCCAAACAAUGCCAAUGACUCACAGAGUAAUGGUAGUGCGACCAGUGAAGCUCAAAGUGGUAACCAGGCAAACGAUGCAGCUUCGAAUGAGUCUGCAGCAAGGAGAUUGGAUGAUGAGGAGGAGGAUGGAGCCGUAUCUGCUUUCAAUCCUAGAAGAAGCCGAAGAUACGAAGAUCCCCCAAUAACAUUUCCUGAUGUAGAUGGUCCUGGUUUGCUUAAAAGACUUUUAGAAAUUAUGGAUGGUAAGCUUAAUCCACAGGAAGUGAAAGAUUUCCAUGAAAUAAUGGAGUAUUUAACAACAGAAGGAGGAGCUUGGGCACUGGGAACAACACAUCUAGAAGCAAUAGGUAGGCUUCUGAAUGACCGAACUCUUCCACCUGACGUUCCAAUUUUAUGUUUAAAAGUAAUGCAGGCAGCAUCAUUGAAGGAAGAUGUCAUUCUUCUAUUGCACCAAGACAGAGAAAAACAUUAUCUCAUGAGUUAUUUUAAUAGGGUCGAAUUUUUACCCGUCGAGGAACAAACCGAAACCUGCGGAUUGUUGUGCAAUCUGUGUUCCAAUCCCAGCAGUUAUGAUUGGCUGACGUACAUAUCUGAAUGGGAUGAAGAAGGAAAACCUUGCAACAACAGCCGCGUGACCGUCAGAGUUGCCGUCCAUGGACUACUGGCAGAAAAACCAGAAACUAGAGAAAGGGGAUGUGCUCUUGUCUAUAAUCUAGCACUGAAAAAAGAACUUUUCGAUGAUAUUGCUACAGAACUAGCCAUGGCUGUUCUCCAGUUUCUCCAAGAACAAGUGCCUGAGGAACUACUUUUCCAAAGUCUCACAGCAUUGUUGAGGUUCAUGUUCAUUAGUUAUAAUGAGAUUCCUGCACUCAUGAAGAUGCUUGGACCUGAUGUUGAUGCUUUCAGAGGAGCUUCUAAAAGAAUAGAUCCAAUUAUUGAAGAAAUCCAGAUGAAGCUGAAAGUUUCCCGCGCUUAACUAUUUUUAUCCCACUUUUUAUCGUUUUUUGCAAUAAAUGUUGUUUAAAAAAAUUAA